CGACGACUCGUUAUUGUCAAUAUUGUCUCGUAAAAAUUGUCAAAGUGGAAAUUAUGACAGCAAAAUUAAUAUCUUGCACUGAAUGUGUGAAUGGUUGUGCAAAACGAAUUGCUGCAGUUUUUGUGAGCGUGUGCCUCGCAAGGAAUUACUGUAUGAUAACAUCUUAAACUUUAGUGGUGAUAUUAUUUUAUCUUACUCUUGGACAGUAAUAAAUUCUCUCUCACACACACACACACACACACACACACACCCCUGAACUGAGCUUCUCUACCUUUGGUGGUUUUUUAAAUCCUCAUUGUCCCAUUAUUCUCAGUCCUAUGACAGAUGUGGUUUCAGUUUUAAGGAGUGUAAUGCAUACAAAUAAUGGCUGACUGAAAAAAAUAUGUAUUUGCACAGCAAAGGUCUGUCAUACCAUCCCGGGUGUACCCCACCCUUGUGCCCUGUCCUGUCUUCUUCAUGUCUGACCAGGAUAAGUGACUCUGUAGUCCCCUUUGCAACUUCAAAUCCUCCCUCGUUCAUAAGUCCUUCAUUACAACUUAUGUCAUAUUUCAUUACCCGGCCUCUAUAACAAUUUUCUAAAGCAACCCUGAAGAAGUCUGCGUGUUUAUCUGAAUGUGAGCGAAAACACUUGUAAAAAGAUGUAUUUUAAGUUUGCUCGUUAAGUUUGUAUUUCUUGUCGGGUCGAAUCGGGCGGAGCGGGAGGGUGAGGGAGUGCAAUGCGAUGCCGGGCAGUAAAAUUUGCCGACCAGUUGGUGUGGUAUACUUUCUUGCCGGGCAAUUUAACCUCCACUGAAUAGCGGAAGGACAGGUUCUCGGGACAUUAGGCGUUAUUCACGGUAUCUGGGAGCCGCUGUCAAUUUGGGGAAGACUCCUGGACCUGCCCGGACACGUUGGAUUAAGUUGCUUACUUCUUACUUAAUUGUGAUCGUUUCCAAAGUCGAAGAAGAUGCCCGGGUGGCCUUAUAUCUGCACAGCACACACGUUUCAGUGGAUGCGUUUCAAUGCAGCUACGCAAAUUGAAUUCUUCCUUUUCUCUUUAUGCUCUCUGCUGAGUGCUGGGUUUAACCGGGUUCUUUCUUACGUAAUGAAAGGCAUAAAGUCUGUUUAUAAAUUAUAUAUAUUACAUUAACUGUUUUAUUAAACAGACUUAAACCUUUCCCUCAUCCGAAAGGGAGAUUAAUGUACAUUGUUAAGGACUUACAGUGUUCUUUCUUUUAAGUAUCACGUAUGCCUGAGCUGCCGGGUCAUAAGGCCGGUUGAGGCGCCCACUAAAGCGCCCCUGCGCUGCUCCUCGCCCUGCACACGGCCAGUCUGCUCAGGCAGCCGACGAGAUUUAUGUGCGCUUUACAUCACUAUGUCAUCUGAAAGAAUUAACUGAAAUGAUUCAUCACCGUGACUGUAACUGCAAGCUCAUGUUCACAAAUUAAUUGCCUAAAAAUAACUUAAUUGUUUAUUCUUCAUAAGCAUUUUUUCAACGACAAUAAUAAUAAUAUGACGAAUGGCAUUUUUAAAUAAAAUGUUCAGGAACGUCUUGCACAAACUGUGUAAGAACUCUCCCGUUACUUAACAUGCCAUGUUGCCAUGACAUCUGAAAUGCAUGCAGGACAUGCGAGAACUGACUAGCUAAUGGUUGGCUUUCUUAGAUAUAGGAGGAGUUAAAGAUGAGUUUGUGGUCUUUAAGCAGCAACCGUCACUUCAGUUUGCUGGAUGUUUUCCUAAGGAUGUCUACAGUUAUAAUUUCAGACUGCAUUCGAAUUAAAUUGCUUUGUGAAUCAUUGACAAAUCAGCAUAUAGCCGUCAGAAAGCAAUUCUGAAUACGCUUAUAUUAGAAUAUACGAACGAACGAAGAGGGUAAAGAGCAGCAUCACAGAAAAACACUCCCCCCGAAGAAAUGCGUGUCGAGUAUCCUGGGAAUAUUAUUGUAUAAUACCGAGGACUGAAGUGAGUCCAUAGAAAUAACCGCCCAGUGCGUCGUUCGCCGAACAAGUUUGUUGCGUUUCGUUCGCACACGUCUUAGAGUUGGACAUUCAUCGCAAAUCUAAGCGUGACGUAUAGAAGUAAUUAGAAUUUAACCAGCGUCAUGAACAACUGGGGGAAAGUCGCGCUGAUGAAUCAGAGAGAACAGGACGCGAACAUCACAUCGCAACUCACUUUCCUUAUGAAACACCUGGAACACAGCGCUGUUCCCAUGAACAGCUUGGAAAAUGUCACCUACAACUUCUCCAUAGGCGACCAGAACUCCACAACGUGCGCCCAGAUCAUGAUCCCCCACGAAUUGUUUUUCGCCCUGGGUCUGAUAAGCUUGAUAGAAAACAUUUUCGUAAUACUAGCCAUCAUCAAGAACAGAAAUUUGCAUUCCCCUAUGUAUUACUUCAUUUGCUGCCUAGCUGUGUCCGACAUGCUGGUCAGCGUUAGCAAUGUGGUAGAAACUAUGUUUAUGCUGGUCACUGAGUACGGACUCUUGGUUGUCACACCAAGCAUGAUGGAACACUUGGAUAACGUCAUUGACAUCAUGAUCUGCAGUUCAGUGGUGUCCUCCUUGUCUUUUCUGAGCACUAUAGCAGCUGACCGCUACAUCACAAUUUUUUACGCGCUGCGUUACCACAGCAUCAUGACCAGUCAGCGCGCUGUGGCUGUCAUUGCCAUCAUCUGGACGGCGAGCACCGUGUCCAGCACCCUGUUCAUUGCAUACCACAACGACAACGCCGUCAUUGUGUGCCUUGUCACUUUCUUCUGCAUUACGCUGAUCUUCAACGCCGCCCUGUAUCUGCAUAUGUUCAUCACGGCUCACUUGCACUCCCGGCGCAUAAUCGCCUUCCAGAAGAGUCGCCGCCAGGCCACCAGUAUGAAAGGCGCCAUCACCCUGACCAUCCUUCUGGGCGUGUUUAUCAUGUGCUGGGGUCCGUUCUUCCUGCACCUCAUUCUCAUUCUUACGUGCCGGAGCUGUACCUGUUUUUUCAGCUACUUCAACGUCUAUCUGAUCCUCAUCAUUUGCAAUUCACUCAUAGAUCCACUCAUUUACGCGUACCGCAGCCAGGAGCUGCGCAAAACCCUGAAGGAACUGGUGAUAUGUUCUUGGUGUUUCACUAUUUGAGGCGAAACACACCGACGGAAGACGGAAAUGUGCCUCUAUAUCGUGCCAACAAAAUGACCCGAUUUACACGGAAAUUCUCUAUACGCCAGGGAGGAAAAGAGAGAAACAAACCAUUCUU
Brienomyrus brachyistius is the source of this 3212-nucleotide messenger RNA. RefSeq names its product melanocortin 1 receptor (gene mc1r). The transcript is spliced from 2 exons. Gene Ontology annotation, biological process: G protein-coupled receptor signaling pathway. Gene Ontology annotation, cellular component: membrane. NCBI's taxonomy places the organism in Eukaryota, Metazoa, Chordata, Actinopteri, Osteoglossiformes, Mormyridae. Gene Ontology annotation, molecular function: melanocyte-stimulating hormone receptor activity. The record is from RefSeq and is a predicted model, not a curated record. The coding region runs from base 2081 to 3094 and encodes 337 amino acids.